AUGGCCAUUAGACAAAGCAAAUACAAGCAUGUUUUUGGCAAAGCGUUAAAACGCGACGAAUGUUAUGAUUGUAUUCCUAUUACAAGAAGCACUCAUGACACUUCAUUCUGCGCUGUUAACCCAAAGUAUCUCGCCAUUAUCACGGAAACAAGUGGUGGUGGUGGAUUUGCAGUGAUUCCUAUCAACCAGGUUGGCCGAAUGCCUAACACGCUGCCAAUGGUUGCAGGCCAUACUUCUGCGGUUCUGGAUAUUCAGUGGUGUCCUCACAAUAAUAACAUCAUUGCCAGCGCUUCUGAUGAUUGUACAGUCAAGAUUUGGGAUAUUCCUGAAGGCGGAAUCGGGAAAGAUCCUCUGACCGAUGCGAUUUCCACAUUAAUUGGCCAUCAGCGAAGAGUAUACCUUGUACAGUGGCAUCCUACUGCUCAGGGCAUUAUCGUAUCUACAGGAGCUGAUAAUAUUCUUAUUAUCUGGGAUUCAUUGAGUCAAAGCCAAUUGAUUUCUGUGGAGUUUCCCAACCUUGUCACGUGCUUGAGUUUCAGUUACAAUGGCUCUAAACUCGCGGCUUGUUGCAAAGAUGGUGUAACGCGUAUCAAAGGCAUCUGCCAUGAAGGCAAGAAACCUCAAAUGUGCGUUUUUUUGGAGGAUGAUAGACUCUUUACCACGGGAUUUUCAAGGAUGAGCGAACGACAACUUGCUCUUUGGGAUUCUGGCAAUCUGGAUGACUGUCUUUGGCGUCAGGAUCUUGAUAUUACAAAUGGUGUUCUCUUUCCCUACUACGACCCCGAUACUCAAAUGAUCUUUAUUUGCGGAAAGGGUGAUAGUACCGUGCGCUACUUUGAAUACUCCCCGCAAGACAAGCAGGUCUACUACUUGAAUCGCUACGACAGCUCCGAUCCUCAGCGUGGUUUCGCCUUUAUGCCAAAGCUGGGACUCAACGUCUCCGUAUGUGAAAUUGCUCGUCUAUACAAACUCCACAACAAGAAUUGGUGUGAGGUAAUUUCCUUCACAGUGCCUCGAAAAUCGGGUCUCUUCCAAGAGGAUCUCUAUCCUGAUACUCUCGCUCCAGUUGCUGCUCUUACUGCCGAUGCCUGGCUGGCUGGAGAAAAUGCGGAUCCCAUCAAGUCUAUGCUGGUGAACCAAGGUGGUGACAAUCGUUCGGUUAAUAUCAGACACAGCAACACACCUUCUUCACACUUGGAAUGCUCCACUGUGAUUGAUCAGAUGUCUCAACUGAUCGAUCGACUUAAUACCCGAAUUCAGGAGUUGGAAACGAGGGUCACCAGGCUGGAGAGGAAUCCUACUGGAAGAAAUGACAGCCAUCGGCAUACUGACAGUGAAAAUGGAAACGAGGAGGAACCAACCUCUGAACGCAUCUGA
Messenger RNA from Rodentolepis nana, 1377 nucleotides. NCBI's taxonomy places the organism in Eukaryota, Metazoa, Platyhelminthes, Cestoda, Cyclophyllidea, Hymenolepididae. The record is from the annotation of a GenBank genome assembly.